AUGGAGCAAAGGGAAUCUCAAGUUUCAAGGCAUCAAGUUAUAAGAGGGCAAGAAGAAGCUCGGUCACCAAGGAAUCAAGACAUAAGUAUCAAUGACGAAGUCGCCAUCACCGGGCCAUGUGAUAUUACGAACAAACGUUUAGCAAUCUUAAGUACAAGUCUGUUGCAGAUCAAAGAGACAAUAGACUUAACGAAAAGUAUUGAAACGUUACAGUUAAAAUUGGAAAAAUUGAAGAAUUGUUGGGCAAAGAUCUCACAAUUAAACGAUGAAUGUCUGUUUAACAAUGAUGAAAUAGACCAAGGAGAUUUCAUUCAACUGGAAUCGAUAUACGAAGAAGUAUAUAUCCAGUUACAAGAAGAACUGAACGUUCGCAGUCAAAACGUUUCAGAAACUAGAACAACCGUAAGUAACAAUAUCAAACUACCACCGUUGAAUGUACCAAUAUUCAGCGGCAGAAUUGAAGAGUGGUGUCCAUUUUGGGAAUUGUUCGACCGGUUAGUUCAACAAAACCAUAAUCUAGUGGAUGUAGAAAGGAUGCAGUACUUAAAAGGAAGUCUACGUGGAGAAGCCGCCAGACUUAUCAAUCAUUUAACAAUAACAGCGAACAAUUAUACAGCGGCAGUUGAACUACUGAAACAAAGAUACAACAAUCCAGCAAUACUUGUGGACAAUCUUAUCAAUAUGUUAUUGUCGCUCAGAGCUAUAAGAAAUGAGAAUGUACAGGAUUUAAAAACAUUAGUGGAUUCUUCUAGAGAAGUGUUAUAUGGUAUACGUAAUUUAAAUGUGGACACGUCAAGUUGGGAUCCACUAAUUAUACAGAUACUGCUUCCAAAAUUAGAUGGUGAAACCAGAAAAUUAUACCAACAUUCAAGAGGGGCAUCAACACAAAUACCGAAAUUGAGCAGCUUAUACGAGUUUAUCGAGAGCAGA
Messenger RNA from Teleopsis dalmanni, 930 nucleotides. RefSeq lists its product as uncharacterized. The annotation marks the transcript as partial. The transcript has a single exon. The record is from RefSeq and is a predicted model, not a curated record. Lineage: Eukaryota; Metazoa; Arthropoda; Insecta; Diptera; Diopsidae.